AUGUCAGCGGAGCGCUUGAAAUCGCUCGUUGAACAAGGAAAUCUAAUUAACUUAAACAUUGUUUCUGACUCAUUAGGUACAUUAUUACAUGAAAUAACAGCAAUGCUCGUUGAUCAACAAAGACAAAUCAACCAAAUCAACAAAGAUAUGGAAGAAAAAUUAGAUUCGAAAGAUUUUAACAGCUUUUCAAAUCAAUGGAGAAAUGACCGUGACGUUUUGUUUAGAUCUUUCCCCAAUUUCGAAGCAAAUAUUCAAAAAGUACUCAAAGACGUUGAUCAUAAGAACGAAGAAAUUCGCGAACACAUCGACCAAUCCAUUGACCAAGUUCUUAUGUCUGUUGACACAAGAAUUAUUGAGAAAAUGGGCGAUGGAGAGUCAGAUGUUGUUGUUCUUCAAAGCAGGAUAGAUCAGCUCGAGCAAAAGUUGAAGACUGCAUCAGGGUCAAUUACAAAACAAGACUUUGAUACAGUGAAGAAAAGAUUAUUGAAAGUUGAAAGUGAUCUUACUGUUGUAGCCCAUCCAAAGUUUGAUACAUCAAUUAUCGACAAAUUCAAAGACGAAAUGAACAAAAAAUUUGAAGAAUUAAAUAAUACAGUCCAAACAAGGCUUAUACCUGAAGAAGAGUUUGCAGCAGCAGGUCCAAACGGAGAAACAUCGAGAACUACAGGUAGCAAAGCAAAUGGAGACACAAAAUCCAACUCUGAUAAUAUUGAAGAAUUAACAAAGAAACUGGAGACCGCACAGUCCAAAAUCGAUGAGCUUAGUAGGACAGCCAUUACAAAGAACUCAUGGACACAAGAAGUUGGCUUAGUUGAGCGAAUGUUCGAAAAAAUGAGGACAAUUGUCACAACUUUGAAGGAUGAAGUCAAUUCUGCAUCAGAAAAGUUUGGACAAUGCGUUACUAAAACAGAAAUGCAAGCUUUCGUUGAAAACAUUAUUAUAGAUUAUUUGGAAAAGAACGACACUGUUUCGUCUCCACCUUUGAAGUGCACUAAUUAUGGAAGCGUUGGGUCACCUCAAAAUAGGAAACGAACUGGAAGUCAGUCACAAGAUGCGAAUAAUUCAACUCUUCCGGUUCUUUUAGUUCCCCGACGUUCUUAA
Trichomonas vaginalis G3 is the source of this 1101-nucleotide messenger RNA. RefSeq lists its product as uncharacterized. The record is from RefSeq and is a predicted model, not a curated record. NCBI's taxonomy places the organism in Eukaryota, Parabasalia, Trichomonadida, Trichomonadidae. The coding region runs from base 1 to 1101 and encodes 366 amino acids. The transcript has a single exon.